Hordeum vulgare subsp. vulgare (domesticated barley) is the source of this 708-nucleotide messenger RNA. RefSeq lists its product as uncharacterized. Bases 1 to 708 code for a protein of 235 amino acids. The transcript has 2 exons. Lineage: Eukaryota; Viridiplantae; Streptophyta; Magnoliopsida; Poales; Poaceae. The record is from RefSeq and is a predicted model, not a curated record.
AUGGCUACUAAGGAGUUAUCGAUGAAGCUCCUGAUUGAUACCAAGGCUCAGAAAGUCUGCUUUGCCGAGGCUGACAAUGAAGUCGUCGAGUUCCUGUCCAGCCUCCUAUGCCUCCCGAUGAGCACCGUCAUCAAUCUGCUCACCAAAGAGCGUAUGGUCGGCAGCAUUGGGAAUGUCCUUGAUAGCCUGGAGACGCUUGACGCCGCGUAUGUAUUCUCAAGCAAGGGCAGGGAGCCCUACAUGAAGCCAACAGUUGCCCCCGGUAUGCUCUCUCCUUUGCAACAGCUGCUGGGGGGUGCACAGUUAAAUGCCAGUGGCAGGUUCUUCACCUGUCAGGGGAAAAGAUGCUGCUACACAAGCCAUAGUUGUGGGUAUGUUUCAGUUGUUAGAGGCAGAAAAUGCCCAGGUUGCUCCACCGGAAUGAACAAUGAUAUGCCGCAUGUCAAAGCUGAGGGGUUUGUGGUCGGGACAGCCACGUAUACAGUCAAGGAUGACCUCUCGAUGAUACCGGCGUCCAGUGUGGCAAGCGUUGCCUUGCUCACGCAGUGCGGUGUCAAGGACCUGAGCAUGCUACAAGAAAAAUUGGUGACGAUUGGCAAGGAAGAGGCGCUGGACAUACUCCUUGCUUCGCUCAAGUCCAAGACCGUCCUGACUGAUGUCUUCCUUCAGACAAGAAAAGCUCGUUGCAAGAAGGAAACUGUUGCCUAG